Epinephelus lanceolatus (giant grouper) is the source of this 966-nucleotide messenger RNA. Its product is annotated as trypsin-2. The record is from RefSeq and is a predicted model, not a curated record. NCBI's taxonomy places the organism in Eukaryota, Metazoa, Chordata, Actinopteri, Perciformes, Serranidae. Gene Ontology annotation, molecular function: serine-type endopeptidase activity. Gene Ontology annotation, biological process: proteolysis.
GAUUGGUCAAAAUUAACCUCGGGGGUGUGUUCAGCAGGUAAAGAUUAGCGGGUCCGUUCCAUAUAAACCAGGGCUCCAGGUGACAUCUCUCAUCGACAGGAUCACACAGCAACCAUGAGGUCUCUGGUCUUCGUUCUGCUCAUCGGAGCUGCUUUUGCCACGGAGGACGACAAGAUCGUCGGAGGGUAUGAGUGCAAGCCCUACUCCCAGCCCCAUCAGGUGUCUCUGAACUCUGGCUACCACUUCUGUGGUGGCUCCCUGGUCAACGAGAACUGGGUUGUGUCUGCUGCUCACUGCUACAAGUCCCGUGUGGAGGUGCGUCUUGGAGAGCACAACCUCAGAGUCACUGAGGGCAAAGAGCAGUUCAUCAGGUCCUCCCGUGUCAUCCGCCACCCUGAGUACAGCUCCUACAACAUCAACAAUGACAUCAUGCUGAUCAAGCUGAGCGAGCCCGCCACCCUCAACCAGUACGUGCAGCCUGUGGCUCUGCCCACCAGCUGUGCUCCUGCUGGCACCAUGUGCAAAGUCUCUGGCUGGGGCAACACCAUGAGCUCCACUGCUGACAAGAACAAGCUGCAGUGCCUGGACAUCCCCAUCCUGUCCUUCGAGGACUGUGAUAACUCCUACCCUGGCAUGAUCACUGAUGCCAUGUUCUGCGCUGGAUACCUGGAGGGAGGCAAGGACUCUUGCCAGGGUGACUCUGGUGGCCCCGUCGUGUGCAACGGUGAGCUGCAGGGUGUUGUGUCCUGGGGCUACGGAUGUGCUGAGAAGGACCACCCUGGUGUCUACGCCAAGGUCUGCAUCUUCAACGACUGGCUGGAGCACACCAUGGCCAAGUAUUAAGUCUGAUCUUGCGAUCACCAUCGUACUGUGCUGCCUUUCUAUCAUUAUUUGUUGUAGAGUUUUUAGCAGUGGCACUGUUUUACAUUUGAGUCAAUAAAGUCUUACAUCUUGACUUUUAAAUGA